AAAUAGAGAAAGAAUAAUACAAAUUUCCUCGGGACCCUGAGCCGCCAUUCCAAGGAGGUGCCUUUUGGGAUGCGAAUCUGUGGCUUGUUAAUUGUUGCAGUCUCAGCAUAAUUCCGUGAAGAUACAACUGUUCCACUGAGGAGUAAAUUAUUCAAUAUGUCAUCACGUCCACAUGGCCGGGGGAUGCGGGGCGGCCACCACCAGCAUCAGCAUCAGCACCAGCACCAGCACCAGCAUCAUGGGUAUGGGCACCGGGGUGGCCAGUGGAUGCACAAGGGAGGCAAUCGAGGGAAUAGGUCUGAUUACCACCACCAGCACAACCAUGGUGGUGGGCGCUCCCCACGGCCUGGCAUGCGACAUGCUGACCCAGAGAAGCUGCUGGCAUCGCUGGGACCUGAUGCCCAGCUUGCACUCACAACGGCCAUCAUUAACUCUGUCCUAAAGACCUCAGAAGACAAGGAUCCUCGUGGAGGUUUCCGAGACAACAGGGAACCAAACUACCGCAACAGGGAUAACCGUCGUGAGGGACGAGGAGGUUACUACAAGGAGGAGAUGCGACCACGCAGGCCUUAUGGAGAGCCCCGCAGAUAUGAUAGCAGGUGGCACAACGAGGAGGGGCGCGGCCAUCACUUUGAGCGAGAGAAAGUCAACGCCGGCCCCCCUCGCCACCAGUAUGGCAACAGAUACCCUCCUGGCACUACCAAGAGGAGGUUGUCACCCCAAAUGCACCCAGGCCCCACUUACAAACGACAGAGAAUGGACAAAGUAGAUCCCAAUGGUGGGGAACGAGAUUCUCACCGUGACCUUGAGUUGAUGGAAGAUGAUGGCCUGGAGGGCAUGGAACACCCGAGGGAGAGAGAGCGCCACACUUCUGGCUUAGAGGAGGAGCGAGGUCACCGGAACAUGGCUGAAGGCAUGGAAGGCGAGUCAGGACCCAGUGGAGUGCAGGUGACCAUAAGAGCUGACGGGGAGCGGGCGGUGAACAGUGACGGCCAUGUGAGGCGAGUGGCUGGCAGACUGUUUGUGGAGCUCAGGUGCCCGCACUGUCCCAACCAGAAGUCCAUCACUUUCAAGGAAUACAAGAUGCACUUGAUAAGUGACUACCACAAGUCACGGCUUCAGAGACUUGCAAGGAAGCACACUGUUGUUCUGCGCAAGAUACGUGUACAGCAGAGGCAGGAGCAGAGGGACAUUGAAAACAAGUGGAGGGAGGAGAACCCUGAAGAAUUUAACACUGUAGUGUCCAGGUUCUGCAAUGCAUGCAAACUGGCAUUCAAGUGUUUGGGCAGCAACACCAGUGAAGGCAUCAACCAACACAACAGGAGCAAGUUACACAGGAUGCAGCGCCACUACCUACACCCUCGCUGUGGAUUGUGUCGCAUCACCUUCCCAACUCGAAUGGAGUAUGAGCGUCACGUGGCUUCCAUCAACCACCUGAGGGUGCGCACUGCUACUAUUGACCAGGGAGGCAACAGGCGCCCCGAUGAACGUGCACAGGAAGAGGAGGGUGGCGACCUUGAUCUUGCCAACUUCAUGACCUUGGAUUCUGUUGGAGAAGAUGGUGAGGGCACUGCUUCAGAUGAGGAGGGUGGAGGCUCGGAGCACGAGGAGAUCACGGGAGGCGUGGAUGCAGCAGAACCCCAGGACAAGGAGGUGACAGGAGCUGAAGAUGAUGACCUUGAUAGCAUUUCAGGGCAGAGCAAUGCUGAGAAAUCAACUCCCACUAGGAGGGGAAAGGAAACCAAGGAGAUAGGGAACAAGUCAGCACACAGAGAAGAUGAGGAGGAGGAGGAUGAGGAUAUGCUGGAGACAGAGUGGGACAAGGAACAGCAUGAAGAUGAAGAAGAGGAAGGUCACCAACCAUUGGGAACAGAGUAUGUGCGUCGUAUUGAGGCAUAUUACUGCAGCUUGUGCUACAAAAUCAUCCGGGCAGACUCUUCAUUGGGAUCUCGUGCUGUUCAGCGCCACUGCCGCUCCUUCAGUCACCUCUCCCACUACAGGGACCAUCACCCUAAUCUUCCCCAAGAUGAAGAGGGUGCAAGUGGGGAAGAUGGAGAGGGUGAAGUUGAUCUAGAGGAGGAACCUGACCAAGACAAGUUGUGGGAGGAGGUUGACAAAGGUCUCACUGCUCUCCAAGGUGAAAUCAUGACUGAAAUGGAGCAUAAGGAAGAGGUUGAAGGAAAUAAGGAGGUAGAGGAAGAGAAAAAGGAAGAUGAGAAUGAUGAUAAUGAAAAAGCAGAUCUAGAAAGCUCCAAACAGGAACUUGAUGAAGAUGAAGAUGAUGAUAUCAGUAGCAUCAAAAAGGAAGAGGCACAUGUGGAUGGGGUGGGGGACACUAACAGAGACGCAAAAAAUGGUGAAGAUUGGGAGGAGGUAGGGGAAGACUUUUCAGUCUAAAUUCUCUCUCUCUCUCUCUCUCUCUCUCUCUCUCUCUCUCUCUCUCUCUCUCUCUCUCUCUCUCUCUCUCUCUCUCUCUCUCUCUCUCUCUCUCUCUCUCUCUCUCUCUCUCUCUCUCUCUCUCUCUCUCUCUCUCUCUCUCUCUCUCUCUCUCUCUCUCUCUCUCUCUCAAGUUGUAAUACAUCCCAAUAAGUGUUGGUGCUGAUAGAGGAAGAAAUAUUCCUCUGUCUAUCCUUACUAACCUGAAUGUUGUUAGCAGCCAUAGCCACUAGUACUAGAAAUGAAUUGUAAUCAAGAAUUGCCCUCAUGUAUGUGUUCAUUAGCUGUGUCAUUAUCAUUCAGACACCAGUAAUAGUGAUUGUAAUAUUUUAUAUAGGGGCAUUGUUUUAGUGUAUCCAUAAAAGUGUGAUCAAAAUAUGCAGGCUUACCAUGGACAAGUGAUGGUUUUGAGUAUGAUUGAUAAAGAGUUAGGAAGAAGGGAACAGUGUUUGAAUAUAGAGAAUCAUGAUAUUGGAGGUGAAUUGUGGGGUUACAGAAUGAAAAUUAGAGUUUGCUGGAAUGGUUUUGGCUGUCAUAGUAAUACAGAAAAGAAAGUCUAGAAUGUUUUUUUUUAUAGAGGACUUGGCUUAGCCACACAUUCCAUAGCCAGGUUGGAAGACUACUGCCAUGGUGUUCCCUGUGUAUUGCAAGAUGGUAAUUGAAAUUAAUGGAAAGAGACAACUGGGAAAUCCUUCCAAAUUUUCUUAUAUUGAGAGAAGGGGGACGUCUGUCAGGUAUGUAGGUGGUGACUCUUGAAGUGAAUUGUGUGAUACAAAUGAGGGUGGGUGGUCUGUUUAGUUUAAUGUUGGGAAAAUGGUACAUAGGGCAUUGAGUGAGUUAAGGAUGUGAUGUUGAAGAAAAAGAGUUCCUCAUGUAAGGGAUAUCAUGUAACCUUUUGUAUGGGACUCCCCCACUUUGGACCAUGGUAACAUAUAUUAAGUAGUUGUCAAGGAAUUCUGGGUUAAACAAAUACUGCAAGGGGAAUGGCAGCAUUAUGCCUCUGUGAUGUUGACACAGACAUGUCUGAUACCUGGAUUUGUCUUAUUACAUCUGUCCAGAUGAUGUGUUCAAGCUGAGCACUUUCAAGAUUGUGUUUGUUUUGUCUUGUUAUGAGAAAUGAGCUUGGAGUAUCUUCCUUGUUUGAAGUCAAGCACUGUACCUUAGAAAUUAAAGGGGCAUUCGUGUUGGAAAGUGUGCAUUGUAUUUCUCUACUAGCAGGCGCUGCCCCAGUCCCAUCUUAGCAUGUAGUGCAUAUUUGUAUGAACCUGACAGUAAUUUAUUACACAUUUUGUAUUGAUCUGCUCAAAGUUGCAUAUUUUAUCAAUUUCAAAUGUGUAUGUUAUGUGGUAGACAUGGCUGAUUUUCAGGCUCUGACUAAAGAGCCUUCCUUGCGUGUAACUCAGUUAGUUUUCAUCAUUUACUCUUUCAUAAGAAAUUAUUUUGUAGGAAUAUUUCAGUAACUUCAGCUCUUACAAUUUUCUUUAGUUGUUAUUAUCUUAAGAGAAGUCAGGAGACAGUUUGCUCGGUUUUUAUUUCCGAUACUCAAGUUACCUGAACAAUGUAUACAGGGGUUACCCUGUGAUGUAUACUAAUUUUUAUUAUUUUCUUGCACAGGAAGCAAAUUUGUAAUUAGGUUCAAGUAAGUCUUAGUUUUAAGCCAGAAAUAAAGUGAUGAAACUGC
This is a messenger RNA of Portunus trituberculatus (swimming crab), 4117 nucleotides long. RefSeq lists its product as uncharacterized. Gene Ontology annotation, cellular component: nucleus. The transcript has 14 exons. NCBI's taxonomy places the organism in Eukaryota, Metazoa, Arthropoda, Malacostraca, Decapoda, Portunidae. The coding region runs from base 157 to 2397 and encodes 746 amino acids. The record is from RefSeq and is a predicted model, not a curated record.